AUGGGUCGACCCAGUCAUCCUGCGUGGCAGUAUUUUAUCCGAGGAGAGAAGCGCAAUCGCUUUCACUAUAACGCGUACUGUAAAUUCUGCAAUGAGAACGGAGAGGAGCCAGUGGCUGUUCGUGGAGUGUCGGGCAACAUGAUCCGACAUCUACAGAAGUGCAUUUACUGUCCUCCAGAAGUGGUGACGCAGUUGAAGCUGUUGUGUGCACAGAAAGAUGCUGCAAGUUUUAACAAGCGGCACCAGUCACAGACUCGUAACAUGGACGUGUUUCUGCAGGAGGCAUCACACUCUCCAGCUCCAAAGAAGAAGUCGAGACGGCUAGGAGACCAACGAGACGCAAACGUCUUACCAUUGCGAAACACUAUUCGCGGCCCAGCAAUAGAUGCAGCAAAGACGAGUACUGCACAGGAUUCAACCGGAGUGGAGGAUUUCAUGCCUCUACAGCUGCCAUUACUGUCGUCCGAGAUGAAUGGAGGCCUCACGACGACUCUAUCGUCAUCCCAACCGCUGACUUACGAGGGAAAUUUCGAGCGGAUGGUGUCGGCAACGCUAUCAACAGGUCUGCCUUGGGAUUGGAUGUGGACCGAGGCUUCAGCUCGAGUAUUUGGAGAUCAGAACUCAAAGAUCGAGCCGCCUAGUGCUGAGCUGCUGUCAACGCUGAGGGUCGCUGCCCAUGAGAAACAGAUUAUGAAGAUGAAAGACGAGCAAGUCGGCGUUACGCUGGCUGUGAACUGGUGGGCGUCUAACUACCCGAGAUCGAAUUUCGUCCUGCUCUCUUUAGUAAACGCUCUAAGGGAAGCGAUCACGUGGGAAGUAAUUGACAUGGGAAUUGGAGACAGUACGCCUGAGUCCUUAGCCGAAAAGAUCAAGGACAACUUGGCGGAUUUGCGGAGAAAGGGGAUCCAUGUGAUCAAUAUUGUUGCCGAGACAACACUGACGUACGCAGCCUCUCGUGUAGCUGUCAAUUCGAGCGAGUGGACAAAUCUGGCAAUUCCAGUGCUGCCGUGCUUUUCACACUUACUGCAGAUGUUGCUGGGUGCUGUCUUAACAGGGACCGACAAAUCCAAGGAAACUGUUGGCGAAGUGGUCGAUCUUGUACGAAUGUUUUCGAAUCAUCGUGUGAAUAAGGUGUUUCGACGCGAAUGUGGCGACCCAGAUGCAGCACUGCAUGCGCCAUUACAAUGCGAGUGGUAUUCCUUCAUCGAGGCUGUUGAUUCUGUUCGGCAGUACGAAGACAUGAUCAAAAUUAUAGCUUCCAAGGUUUUUCGGGCUUCAUCAAACGCCAGAGAUUUGGCAGGAAGGAUUGCCAACCCACGCAAAGAUAGCGCAGGAAACACCGUGGACGAGCUGGCGGAGUGCGGACUCUCACCUGCUGUUAUCCGAACGAUUCAGAACGCAGAGUUUUGGGAAAAUGUCGAGGCUCUGAGCGAGCUCAUGUACCCAAUCAAGGAAGCUCAAAAGAUGCUGAGCAGUGCUUUCGCGUCGUCAUUUUCGCUUUCUGACAUUUUCUACCAGUUCGGGAGAAUGCAUCAGCAGUAUGGAAUUAUCGUGUCGGACUGGGAAGACACUACUGGCGCCGGACGAUCUGUCGGACACGUACGCUUUUUACUACGUAAGAUUAACGCCAUGUGGAAGUUGUAUGAUCAACCGCUGAUGGUGUUGGGCUACACGUUUAACUAUAACCUCCAGCUCCAAUUUCUUGCUCGUCAUCAGGCAUCGCUCAAGUGGCUAUCGAUCGGGAAAUACGCCAAGCAAUACUUUCGAGGGUGGUUUUGCGCAGCGUCGUCGACACGGAACCCGUCGCGCUUGCUGGUCUUAAGUGAUGAAGCUGCGGCCCAGUUCAUGGAGGAUAUUUUGGCUUUCAAGGAGCGGAAGUAUCCAUUUGAUUCCGAGUCAAUGUGCGACUUUGACAACCCAAAGUAUUUCUAUAUGCUCGUAUCCGACUCGCAUCCCUUGAUGCACAUGUUUGGGUCUAGACUGUUCAGCUUUGUGACUAGUACACCACCUCUAGGUGAUGUGCUACCUCGAAAGUGUUUCAUCCCGUCGGUACGUUCAACGACGUGUCCGCAGCAGACUUUGUUGCCACUACUACGAAUGAAUUUGUUCGCUCAAACAGCACUGCGACCAUCGAAGGAUUUACUCGGAUUUGUUCAAAGCAACAGACCAAAGAUUGAUAUAGAAAACAUGGCCAACAAUGAGAUGCAGUUUCACCGCUCCGAGGCUAUGUCAGAAGGUGAAGAAGUAAGCUCAGCCAAGAAACAAUGGGAAGGGUUGGCGAAAGAAUGGAAAACACACUGGGAAAAGGAGAUUGACACAAGCAACCUACGAGCUCUUGACUCUUUCACGCAGGACCUAACACUGGAUCAGAUUUUUAAGGACGCAUUACCUUCCCGCCUCCCUCAUGACCGAGCAGAUGCUGUCGUGGACGUGUGA
Molecule: messenger RNA, 2436 nt
Organism: Phytophthora infestans T30-4
Lineage: Eukaryota; Oomycota; Peronosporomycetes; Peronosporales; Peronosporaceae
Exons: 3
Coding region: 1-2436 (811 amino acids)
Source: RefSeq, a predicted model, not a curated record